CUUCCUCUCACGCAAGUGCGCCGAAACAUUUAAAGGGAAUGGCCAAACAACCCAGCACAGCGAGGGCGCCGACGCUGAUUAGGAUGAUACACAAAAUUGGGCAUCCAGUGCCGCCGUAGGGAUCGCGCCUUGAGAGGAGGCUUGGCAGUGUGCAAAGCCAUAAACCAGGCUAUAAUGCCUAGCAGGACGACUGACCCGACGAUGAUUCCUAUGAUACCACCGGUUCCCAGGGAGGUGCCGCUAGAGCCAUCACUGCGUGCUGAGAGCACGUUUGUUGAAUCCGAAGUUGUUGUGUUAAGGGAGGAGCUUGGUGGCAAGCUCUCUUUAGGCGGAGGGAGAGACAGCGCAAGAUGCGAGAGUCCCAGGAUGAGGAGAACGAGGGAAAGAAUGAGCUGGGAGCGCAUUUUAGAUUCGAUCUCAGUAGAGCAGAAACAUGAAAGGGCGCGACACCAUGUCAUCGUGGGCUCUGCUCUCAUGCGGCACACCCACCAACGUAAUAUCUUUCAGACCCUCCUUUUCAGCGAGGCAUCCCAAGACCUUCAAUAUACGGGCCGUGGUAGACAGCGCGUUCGACCAUUCAUGGUUGUGAAAGUCGAGAAUAACGCGGGGGACAUGGCACAGAAACUUCGCAUUCGGAAAAGGAACGAAUAUGUGUCCAGUUUUUGGAUCAGGAAUAAAGGCAAGUCCGUUCUCUUUCCAGAAGACGGGCUUCCCCUCGUUGAAAAUCUAUUGGCAGGUCCGCAGGAGCGCGGUCAUAGGCUGCGCCAUAGAUGCAGAUCGAUUUGCAUUAGCUGCCAUAGCAAGCUCGGUUUCUCCCCACGGUAUUUAGGCUUGACACACUCUUCAAAGCGUGGAGUGAAAGUUCCUCCUCGCUUUGCCGGAAUAUAUAUUGGACAUAACGUGAUUCCGAGUGAAGACGUAUUCGUAGAUCAUAACGCGCAGUUCGAGCGGGAGGUACGAAGAGUUAUUUUUGUUUGCCUCCUUUGAUGAUUCUUGUAGUUGCAAGUACGCGGUGUUGAGGUCGCAGCGAUCUCAGUUCUUGGUACUUUUGCCUUGCUGCAAGGCUCGCCAUUUUGUUUGAGGCUGCUGCGAUAUUCGAGCACGAAGGUUGCGGUGUCAGGUGGAGACCU
Molecule: messenger RNA, 1130 nt
Organism: Hyaloscypha bicolor E
Lineage: Eukaryota; Fungi; Ascomycota; Leotiomycetes; Helotiales; Hyaloscyphaceae
Exons: 3
Coding region: 175-987 (270 amino acids)
Source: RefSeq, a predicted model, not a curated record